GGCAGUAGAUGUUAAAGCCGAAAGAGAAGCAGACAACUGGUGUGGUCCGCAAAAUGAAAAUUAGCACACCUCAAGUGUAGAGUUUAGCCACAGAAGACAGUCGUUUGCUCAUUUGUAAUUGACAAAGGGCUUUCAGCAAACAACAAGCUUGUAUUCGGUGUAUUGUGUAGCCGUCAAAGAUUAGAAACAACCCCAAAAAGCGAGCGAGGAUGUUGGUCCCCGCGGGAAGAUAAUGAAGAGGCUGCGCGUUUUGUUGGUGUGCCUCAUUGUAGCUCUCCUGUGCUGGUACCCCAGUCAAUAUGUGUAUUGUUCAGAGCAGAGCUUGUCUGGCCCUGGUCAGUCUGCGGGGGACAGAAACCCGGAGGACCAAAGGCACGAGCAGGAGCAGGACUCCACGCAACACAAGGUGUUGGAAGAAUGGACGACCCACACAUCAUACGAUAUGGGACUAGAGACGGAGAGAGCAGCACUAGAAAAGCUAGCAACAAACAAUGUGCUCCAAGAACAGACUGUGAAUCCUCGGCAGGCUGAGGGAGAAGAAACCAAGCCUGACCCAGAGUCUGAUACUGUACCUGUUGCCCCUGAGCCAGAACCCCACCCAGACCCCCAUGUUGACGCGGACCUGCAGACUGACACCCAGGACCAUGACCAGGAGGUCCCCGUGUCCUCAACUCCAGAACCAGUUCCAGCACAGGGCCAAGUGUCUACAGACGCCCCAGCCCCAGCAGAGAUCGUCAGUGACGCCCCUGCCACACAGCCCAGCCUGGACUCAACCUCAGCCACAUCCCCAGAUGAAGCUGAAAACGCACCUACCUCACAGAGCGACGACCACACCCACACAGAUGCGGUGCGGGUUGCCAGUGCAGGAGAUGAACUCGCAGUAGACAACUUUGUCUUUGCUGAGCACUCUGAUUCACAGUGCUGGGUCAUUCCCCCCGAACUGGCAACCUGUGAAAACUCCCCUUUUGGCAAGCCUCUGUUCAGUGUGGAUGAGGCUGGCAUAGAGGACCAGCGGUCAGGCCAGAGCCACACCUCUGAGACUGAAGCAGAAGACCAGUCUACUCCAGGCCAUGUGGACCAGGAACAACAACCGCAACCGCAGCAGGAGCUGGAGGAUGGGCUGUCUGAUUUGGACCAGGAAGGCAACAGUUCUCAACACGACAAAGAACAGCAGCCAGAGCAUGGCAGUGCUGCCAGGGAGACCGAUCCCUCAGUGCCCAGCAAAGAAGACAUCCCCACCUUCGAUGAGUGGAAGAAACAAGUCAUGGAAGUGGAGAAGGAGAAAAGUCAGUCUCUCCAUACCUCAACUAGCGGCACCCCCCAUCUAGUGAAGAAGGUCCAGAAAAACUUCAAGAAUAACUAUGCCUCUGUGGAGUGUGGCGCCAAGAUACUAUCUGCCAACAACGAGGCCAAGAGCACUUCAGCUAUUCUCAUGGAGAACAUGGACCUUUACAUGCUAAAUCCGUGCAGCAACAAAAUCUGGUUUGUGAUAGAGCUCUGUGAGCCUAUUCAAGUCAAGCAGCUGGACAUUGCUAACUUUGAGCUCUUCUCAUCAACGCCUAAAGACUUUUUAGUUUCCAUCAGCGACAGAUAUCCUACCAACAAGUGGGUAAAGCUAGGUACUUUCCAUGCCCGUGAUGAGCGCAUUGUCCAAAGCUUUCCACUGGAUGAACAGCUAUAUGCUAAAUAUGUGAAGAUGUUCAUCAAGUACAUAAAGGUUGAACUCCUCUCCCACUUUGGUUCAGAACACUUCUGUCCGCUCAGUCUAAUCAGGGUGUUUGGUACCAGCAUGGUGGAGGAGUAUGAGGAGAUAGCAGAUUCCCAGUAUCCAUCAGAGAGACUGGAGUAUUUAGAUGAAGACUAUGACUAUCCAACAGGCUACCAUCCCUCAGAGGACAAGGCCUCUAAAAACCUGCUUGGCUCAGCAACCAAUGCCAUCCUAAACAUGGUAAACAACAUUGCUGCUAAUGUGCUGGGCGGAAAGCCAGAGCUGGAGGGUGGAACAGAAACGGGAGGUAAUAUGACAUCAGAGCAGGAUGAAAAGAAGGACAGCACAGAAGUUUCACCUACACCAGCUGAAACACCAAAGGACUCUGCAGAACUUGAGCCCGCAGAGCCAGAACACACAGCAACCCAGGAGGACUCUAAUGUCUCCAGUGACUCUUCCACACCUUCCCCCUCACCACCAGACUCCCAGGAGGACAGACAGAUUGUCACUCUGGUAGAAGAGGAGGAGGACGAAGAGCCCAGACAGUCUACUGUCACCCUGAUGGAGGAGGAGGGAGAGGAGGAGGAAGAGAAGAGAGAGGAGGCGACGAGGAGGGAGGCAGACAGGAACCAGUGGGAGAGCCAGACCUACUGUCCUUUCUCCUCCUUCUCUUCCCUGUCUCUGUCCUGCAUGGCCACCCUGCAGGAGCUCCUCCAUCGCUGGUGCUCCGCCAGGCUCGCCAAGGAAAGACUCCGCAACCUUAGGCGGAGGCAGCAGAGAACUCAAACACAAACGCACCCUGAUGCAAACACCCCUUCCCUCACAAACACACCUCCGCUGAUCCCUGCCCCUGAUCCCACACCUGUCCAAGAAGCUCUUCCCCUCACAGAAAAAGCUCCAGAGCCUGAGGUGCCUGUUAAGGGCCAUGAGGGGAAUGUCUUGGGUGAGAUGCACACCACACAUCCUAACACUCACACCCCUGAAGCACACACUCCAGAGCUCAAGCUCGUCCUAGAGCCUAGUAGAACAGCCACUAUCCCCCCUCACAGUUUCUCAGACACCCCUAGCUCCUUGACAGUGCCUACCCCCUCCCAUGAGGAGAAUCUGCUUCCUCCCAUCAAAGACGCAGCCCUCGACCCAGUCCCCACUCCACCCCUCCAAGCUGCCACUAUCCCAGAGACGCAACAGGCCAGCAGCGCCACCCCCACCCUUACUGUGAGCUCGCUCCCACAGCCUUUGGCCUCCGAGACAGCCUCUCCAGGUAUUGCGAUCCCCCCUGUCAAGGAGCAGCCUGUUCAGCCUCUUCCCACUGCAUCGAGGCCUGAAGAUCUUAUCCCCCCACCCACUGAACUGCCAGCUCCCCCUCCACUGACUGAUACAGACGAAGUAAAGGCAGGCGCAGACAGUGGGGACUCGCAGAGACACAACGUCCAGACUUCUCAGACUCACGGGGAGCAGGGGGACUCGCUCACUCUCACCGGAGAAGACACCGUGGACGAAGACCUGUUGAGCACUAUUGGAAAUGGCAAUGUCCACCGGACGGCUACAGACUUCUACGCAGAGCUGCAGAAUGGAGGAGAUUAUAAUGGUGGAGCGAUGAUCGGGAACAGCAUGUUGAAUGGGGGAGCGGUGCACGGCUCCAGCCAGAAGGAGAGCGUGUUCAUGAGGCUAAACAACCGGAUCAAAGCCCUGGAGAUGAACAUGAGUCUGUCCAGCAGAUACCUGGAGGAGCUCAGCCAGAGAUACCGUAAACAGAUGGAAGAGAUGCAGAGAGCGUUCAAUAAGACCAUUAUCAAACUGCAGAACACCUCCCGCAUUGCUGAGGAGCAGGACCAGAAGCAAACAGAUUCCAUCCAGGUUCUGCAGAGCCAGCUGGAGAACGUCACUAAACUGAUGCUUAAUCUUACCGCUACUGUCAGCCAGCUGCAGAGAGAGGUAUCUGACCGUCAGAGCUACCUGGUGGUCUCUCUGGUUCUGUGUCUGUCUCUGGGCCUCCUGCUGUGUCUGCAGUGCUGCCGCAGCUCCUCUCCCACUCCCAACACCAACGCUGCUGCCCUUAUCAAGAGCAACCACUACCCCAGCCCCAAGAGAUGCUUCUCCUCCUAUGACGACAUGAGCCUAAAGCGCAGGGUCGCCUGUCCACUUGUUCGCUCCAAGUCAUUCCACUUGUCCUCUACAGAAGUAGGUCCAGAUGACUUGUACAUUGUAGAACCUCUAAGGUUUUCUCCAGAGAAAAAGAAAAAGCGCUGCAAGACAAAGUCGUUGGACAAGGUUGAGAUUCUGAAGCCAGCCGAUCCCUCUGCUCCACUCACAAACGGGGAUCUCAACUGCAACGGCUUCCACCCGUGCCUCCCUGCGCCGCCACCACCACCAUCACCUCCUCCUCUUCCUCCUCCUUCUCUCCCACUGCCUCCCCCUCCCUCUGCAGAGGAGGCGUCAUCCCUGCCCACUUGCACCUCCAAGGAGUUCCCCUCAGAGACUAGCAGCUGCAGCUCGUCCACCCACUCGGAGGAGUCCUACACAAGCUGUCUCCCACCUCCCUCCCCCGUGUUCCCCUCCGCCGGCCUGUGCAACGGACACGGCCCGUCUUUCUCCCUCCAUCAGUCUCCCGCCAAGUCCCGCCAGGAGAAGCGCUCGAUGAAGCGGAGGAAGUCGCGGCAGACGGAGCUGCAGUUCCCUACCAUGCAGCGGGGGAGCCUGGGUUCUCUGCCCAGCCUGCAGCAGCUUAUAAAGGGAAACAAGGAGAUCAGCGUCGGGACCAUCGGGGUGACAGCAGUCACCGGACAUGUCUGAAUAUUCUUACUUUUACAUGACUUUCUAUUAACAACCAUAUAUACACACACACCAACACUAUAUGGUAGCAGACUUAUGAGGAGAUGAGGUCUUACUGCAUCCAAAAGAACCACAUUUCCCAUGAGCACCCAGGCACACCGUGGAACUGAAGUGGCUGGGGCAGCAGUAGCGCCACAUCAUCCAGUUCCUUAUCCACUCCUGUCAAAGAGCUGUUCACGGUUAUGUGCCUUUAUAUCUGUUCUCAACCUUUUUAAUGCUAAAAGAAAUGUGACAUUUAAAUAAUUAUUGAUGUGGACCGAGAGAGACGCUGAGGUGGGGAGUGAAACAUUAUUACAAGUCAAAUCCAUUGAAGAUGUGUUUUUUUUUUUUUUUUUUUUUUCCUUCUAUUGGAUAAGCACAUUGUCCCAUGACAGUUGAGCACCAGAAAAGUGUUUAUCCCCAGUCUGAGCACAGUGAGGAGAGGUGCUGGCCUCAAGUCUACGUUCCUUCACCUAAGUGGGCAUCAAGAAGUAUUAAGGCUGCUCUAUUUUUGGAUGAAACGUGUCGUCGCGAGAGAACUGUGGAGCAUGACAAACUACUUCUAUAUCCCCUUCUGUCUUUCAUUGCCAUCAUUUUAUCCAUUCUGUCUUUGUAUUGCAUCCUAACACGACUGCAUGUGUUUGUAUGGGACCAGAGUGUUCAACUUUCAUCGUACGCCAGAAUCUCGGUUUCUCUUCCUCUGUCUCGGUCAGUCUGUAACAAACCAACCAUCAGAGCUGAAUGAAGAACAGCCUUUUACAUGUCCGAAUGUGUCAGUCCUUUCAGUUUAGUGUCCCAUUUAAUCCCAUAUUACAAAUACAAUUGCAGCAGUCUGUAGAUCCUACUAAUUCACGAUUAAUUGUUCUGUGAACUGUCCCUACCCGGUUAGUUUGGGCUGGGCCCAAAGAGCUUUCUCCCACACCAAUUACAGGGGAUAUUGUGACUGUGGGCGAACAGGCUAAAGGCAAGCCAUGUUUCUUUUAUCCAAUACCGAGCCAUGCUCCUCUCUUAUCAUUGCUCGUGUGGUUUGUUUGAAUUGUCACAUAAGUAUUGAUGCAUAAGUUUGCUGUUUAGGGCACAGUGUACCGUAGGAGCACAUUGUGCAAAACUGAAUGUUUACACUUCGUCUCACACACACACACACACACACACUCUCGCACUUACUGGCACCCUGCAGCCUAGUCUGACAGACCAGUUUUAUUUAUCUAUUUAUUUAUUCAAAUGACUGCAGAUUUUUCUAACUUAACUUUGUUUCCCGUCUCCCAAUCCUGCAGUGUCAAAGCAGUUUAUCCAUGACAGUAUGUUACAUAAAUAAAAUAUUACAGUGAAAUCCACUCGACCACACUGACACAUGGCCAUGGUGGAUGGCUCGACCUCUGACAUUUUUUCUUUUUUUUUGGUGUUUUUUUUUUUUUAGCUUGGGUUCUGAUAUUAUGGCAACCCCUAACUCUGUUUGCCUCUGCCUGAAAUAUCUGACCAAUAUGAUAGCAGUCAUUUAUCCUGCAGCAGCAACAAGAGGAAGUACUGAUUUUAGAAAACUACAGGCUUCUUGGGAUCCUCACACUGCUGCUUUUGUAUUAGGUUGAGAGCAGCUGGGUGGCAGGACGUAGUGGAAAGGGUCAGUCUGAGUGUUGGUGAAUUAUUGUCCCGUCUAUGUGCUCAUUUCAACACCUUUGUCGGAUCACUAGCCAACCCAUUUUUAACUCGCCCUGUUCAUGAUUACAUGACUGACCUACGUUAACGUUCAGUUUAAUGUUUAAACGGCGUAGUUUUAAGUAAUGUAUAUUUUUCUUUAUGUAUGCAGUUUCUGACUGGCUCUGUGUGGUUGCAUUUGGGUACAUUCUGACGGAGAACUUUUUUUCUUACUCUCCCAAAAGAGCGUCAUUACCUCUCCUGACCAGCUUCUAUAGCUCCUCUUUCUCUUUACAUAUCUUUAACA
This is a messenger RNA of Perca flavescens (yellow perch), 6458 nucleotides long. RefSeq names its product SUN domain containing ossification factor (gene suco). The transcript has 24 exons. Gene Ontology annotation, cellular component: membrane; cytoplasm. Bases 233 to 4501 code for a protein of 1422 amino acids. Gene Ontology annotation, biological process: protein folding in endoplasmic reticulum; regulation of bone remodeling. The record is from RefSeq and is a predicted model, not a curated record. Lineage: Eukaryota; Metazoa; Chordata; Actinopteri; Perciformes; Percidae.